This is a messenger RNA of Babesia ovata, 885 nucleotides long. RefSeq names its product calmodulin 3. The transcript is spliced from 5 exons. NCBI's taxonomy places the organism in Eukaryota, Apicomplexa, Aconoidasida, Piroplasmida, Babesiidae. The record is from RefSeq and is a predicted model, not a curated record. Bases 1 to 885 code for a protein of 294 amino acids.
AUGCAGAAGCCGCGGUUUGACCUAUCGGAUCUGUCUAUCCCGAGCUCGUUGAAGAAGUGCAAAGAGUUUCUGCCACAGCUUCUGGAAUCCAACGCUGCUCUGGCUCGUAAGAUAUCGGAAGGGGAUUCUAGUCACGUUGUUGAUGCCGAAAUGCGAGUCUACCGCGGGAGUCACAGCCCUGACCACGUCACUGACGAACAAGAGGAAGGCAAAAUAGUUCUAGACGUGGGCGUUGGAGUUUUCGACGUGAACAGUUUGCCAACUAAUGAUGAAAGCCUUAAGGCUUCUGGAGUAACUACUGUUACCCUGGACCCGCGCAGCGAGGUAUUUAGAGCGGAUGAGCCGUUGAUUACGGAGGUGGAACGGCCCGGGAACAGUGUUUCACUUUCUUCUCCUUUUGUCUCGUGCUACACCGUCAAGCGCCUCCGCGGCAAGGACGAAUGCCUAUGGAUUCGCCAAACAGUUCGGAGCUACUUCCAUAUGAUGAUGCAGUGGGAGUCUAGACUCGCGGAGGCUUUCCUGUGCUCCGACACUCAAAAAAUCGGCAUCAUUCAGGGUCCAGAAUGCGCCAACAUUUACCAGUCGCUCGGCUUGUCCUUGUCGCGUGAUCAGAUUAAAUCCUGCGGAGCCAUGAACAAGGAUCAGUUCGUGCAGAAAGGAAUGGCGAUCGUGUCCGAGAUGCCUGCUGGCGGCGACCUGAAGCGCCUCUUCGAGGCUGUGCAGAACCCUCAAACCAAGACCAUUGGCACAGCUGAGCUGCAGGAGGUGAUGAUGCUCAUGAAGAACCGCAGCCCACAGGAUUUGGCCGAAUUGAUGAACCUCUUGGACCCGGAGAAGAGCGGGAAGAUAACCUACGAGAGAUUUGUCGACGUAUUCUCCAAGUAA